This is a messenger RNA of Aureobasidium melanogenum CBS 110374, 753 nucleotides long. RefSeq names its product GDSL lipase/acylhydrolase family protein. The record is from RefSeq and is a predicted model, not a curated record. The coding region runs from base 1 to 753 and encodes 250 amino acids. Lineage: Eukaryota; Fungi; Ascomycota; Dothideomycetes; Dothideales; Saccotheciaceae. The transcript has 4 exons.
AUGGAACAAUUCAUCCUUUUUGGUGAUUCCAUCACACAGCAGAGUGCUAGUCAAGCCAAAGGUUUUGGAUGGACACCAGCACUGCAAGAUGCAUACAUCCGUCGUCUUGAUGUAGUCAACAGAGGAUUCAGUGGAUACAACACCACACAGGCUUUAAAGGUCCUGCCUCGUAUCCUCCCCACUCCUGAGCAGGGCCGCAUCCGCUUGAUGACCAUCUUUCUGGGUGCCAAUGAUGCUCGUUUACCAAACACCCCAGGAUUCCCCCAGACUGUCGAGCUCGAACAGUACAAGAAGAACCUGAAGGACAUCAUCAACCACCCUAUGCUGCAAGCACACAAGCCUCAGCUCAUCUUGCUUACGCCUCCUCCAAUCGAGGAGAGGAAGGCACUUGCUCAUGACAAGACCAACGGCAUCAAUGUCAUGAGACGUACUGCAGCCAACACAGCCAAGUACGCAGAGGCAGUCCGUCAAAUUGCUCAAGAGUUCAAGCUUCCUGUGCUUGACGUUUGGGCUGCGUUCAUGAAGGAGGCUGGCUGGACCGAGGGCGAGCCAUUGCCAGGCUCGAGUGAAAUUGAGCAGAACCAGACGCUUGCUCAAAUGCUGCACGAUGGUCUUCACUUGAACCCUGAAGGAUACGAAAUCAUCUACAGGGAAUUGAUGAAGCUGAUUGCAGAAAAGCUGCCAGAGCACGCUCCUGACAGUGUCCCGUAUGUGCUUCCUUCGUGGGAUGAUGCCGAGGCUUGGAAGGAAUAG